AUGUUCGGUUCGUUAACAACCCUAACUCCAGUUCCUGUGUCUCGGCAAUCUUCUGAUUCUGUGGUUCCCUAUGCGGAUCCCACGCAGUAUCAUAGUCUUGCUGGGGUUCUUCAGUACCUUACUGUCACACGCCCGGAUCUAUCUUUUGCUGUGAAUCGGGUUUGUCAGCACAUGCACUCUCCGACUACUGAGCAUUGGGCUAUGCUCAAGCGUGUGCUACGGUACGUUAAAGGUACUCUGCAUUUUGGUCUUUUUAUUUGUCGUUCCUCUUCUGUUGCCAUCCAUGCUUUUUCGGAUUCAGACUGGGCUGGUGAUCCGGCUGACAGGAAAUCCACGAGUGGUUUUGCGCAACGUACAGUUGCUCGUUCAUCUACUGAGGCAGAAUACAAGGCACUGGCUGAUGUGUCUGCAGAAGUCACCUGGCUGGCGAGCUUGGCAUCUCGUUGGCUGUUCCUCCUAUUCUUUGGUGAAAUUGAUUUGUGGAAGAAUCUUUCUAAGGGGGGAGGAGAUUUUGAGGACAACUAUGAGGAUGACAAAAAAGAAAAAGAUCCUUUGCAAGUCUUGGAGGAUCCGAUAACGAGAGCAAGAACGGAGAUACUUCAUGAAGCUGCGAGUGACCUUAUUAAAGGAGUAAGUGAAACUAAUCAAGAAUAUUAA
Ipomoea nil (Japanese morning glory) is the source of this 657-nucleotide messenger RNA. RefSeq lists its product as uncharacterized. The record is from RefSeq and is a predicted model, not a curated record. NCBI's taxonomy places the organism in Eukaryota, Viridiplantae, Streptophyta, Magnoliopsida, Solanales, Convolvulaceae. The transcript has 3 exons. Bases 1 to 657 code for a protein of 218 amino acids.